Mesorhabditis belari is the source of this 1488-nucleotide messenger RNA. The record is from the annotation of a GenBank genome assembly. NCBI's taxonomy places the organism in Eukaryota, Metazoa, Nematoda, Chromadorea, Rhabditida, Rhabditidae.
AUGUAUAUUCUACCGAUAAGAAAUUCACAGCUAUUGUCCGCAUGUCCGCCCGAUUAUCGACAAUUCUUGGCGAAUAUUUUACUGAGCGCAGAUCACGUAACGACAAGAUGGGACGGUGUUCCUUUGACCUCACAAUCUGCAUUGCUAGAUGCCGACGAUGGAGCCACCGUGAUCACCGAUACAAUCAAAGAUGAGACUGAGGAUAAAGAACCGAAAAAUUGUUUUCAACAAACUAUCAAGUACAUCAAAAUCUUGACUCCUCACGUGAUCUUGGUGGCCGUUCUCAUCGGAUAUUUGUGUCUUGGCGCCUGGAUUCUCAUGUUACUCGAGACAAAAACAGAGCUGAUGGCUAGGAGUAAAAAGCUUGUCAGAUUAACAAACAUGAUGACAAACUUCACAGCCGACUCUUGGAGAAUAGUGAAUGAAGCACAAGAGGGAAUGCGACGGAUAGACCAUCGAGAGUGGAAUGAUCUAUUCAAAGAGUACAUGUUAUCCGUUUCUGAAGUGGUUGAUGAUCGUCGACCAAUUCGAAAAGAGAUGAAUGAUCCAAUCGAUCUCACCAAUUUGCACAACAAAUGGACAUUUCCGACAGCGUUACUCUACGUAUUGACAGUGCUCACAACUUGCGGCUACGGAGAAGUCUCGGUCGACACAGAUGUGGGCAAAGUGUUCGCCGUUGUGUUCGCUCUUGUCGGUAUCCCGUUGAUGUUCAUCACUGCAGCGGAUAUCGGGAAAUUCCUCUCGGAAACGUUAUUGAAAUUUGUAGCGAAUUGGAACAAAAUGACAAAAAAGAUCAAGCAAUUCUUGUGCCGAAAUCGAUAUACUCGACGAAAAUCGGUUCACUCGUCGAAUGGAAACACGGACACGAUGGAGAUUUUGGGAAUGGAUGGCACAGAGGAGAAGCUGUGGUUCCCGAUUGGUGCCUACGUGGCGUGUAUUUGUCUCUAUUGCUCAAUGGGUUCUGCUAUGUUUAUCAACUGGGAGAGGAAUUGGUCUUUCAUUCACGCGUUUCACUUCGGUUUCAAUUUGAUCGUGACGGUCGGCCUUGGUGACAUUGUGGUCAAGGAUUACAUCUUUCUGUCGCUUAUCGUCGCUUUUGUUAUAGUCGGUCUAUCAGUCGUGACGAUGUGCGUCGAUUUGGCUUCAACACAUCUUAAAGCCUAUUUCACGAGAAUUCACUACUUUGGUCGAGCUAAGCGUUUCUUGGGGAUGAGUGAAGAGUUGAAAGAGAUUGUUGCACUGCUUGGAGCGAUGAGAAGGAAAAAGGGUGGAAAGGUCACCUGGAACGAUGUUCGCGAGUUUCUCGACAACGAGCUCCGCGAUCGGCCAUUCGAGCCGCACGAGCUUCUGAUGAAACUCCGUUUCAUCGACGAGACGAGUUCAGGUAUGUCAACAAUUCGACACAAUUCAUUUCAAAGCGAUUUCUUCCGCGAGGCCGAGUACAUUCGACGAGUGGCCGCCCUUCGCCCAGAUCAACCGGCUUAUUUG